GGGGGUGACGGUAGUGGGGAAGCGUCGGUGGGGGUGGGGACGCGGGACUGAGCUUUCCCCGGGCCAGUGUCUGCCUGACCGAACCCCUCCUCCUCCUGCUGCUCCCCCUACCCAGCAGAAGCCAUGGCUACUACUAUGAUAGCAGUCGGUCUGACAAUAGCUGCUGCUGGAUAUGCAGGUCGUUAUGCACUGCAAGCAAUGAAGAUAAUGGAACCACAAGUAAAGCAAGCUCUUCAGUCGCUGCCAAAAUCUGCCUUCAGUGCCUACUACAGAGGAGGAUUUGAACCCAAAAUGACCAAGCGGGAAGCUGCUUUAAUAUUAGGAGUGAGUCCUACAGCUAAUAAAGGAAAAAUCAGAGAAGCUCACAGACGAAUCAUGCUCUUGAAUCAUCCUGAUAAAGGAGGUUCUCCGUAUGUCGCAGCCAAAAUUAAUGAAGCUAAAGACUUAUUGGAUGGUCAAGCUAAGAAAUGAAGACACACCAUCUGAUCAAUGGCUUUAUUUUUAAAAUUUAUUCUUAUUGUUGACAAAAGAUGAAGUUUGUGCCAGGAGGGACUGUUUGCUCCAGUAUUGGUCGUAUCAUUCAUCUUUUUGCUUAUAUUUAGAGACCUGAAUCUAUAUUCAGGUGUGAGUAAUGGAUUAGCAAGGUAACACCAACAUCCAAGACUGGGUUGCGAAAGAAACCACAACCACCUUUUAAGUCUCAUCAUGUAGUGUUUUGAAUUAAUUUAUUUCAAAGUCUGGACAGUUGUACAAAUUGCCCUUUUAUAAAACGUCUAUCUUGUUUAUUCCCAUCAUGAAAUUCCUAGCUUUUUAUAAUUGCAAGUUUCAAAGCAAUAAAUUUGUUAUAUUACGUCUGUAAAACACUUACAUUGACCAGAAACAGAUCUGUUUCCAGGCUCUCUCCUUCUUUGAACCCUUAAAACAGCUGCCAGGCAUGAGGACUGAAUUGGGACCUCCCCACAGUGUACCCUUGAAAGCAAGGAUGGGGGAGCCUGUGGCCUUCCAUAUGUUGUACAUCAUGCUGGCUGGGGCUGCUAAGAACUGGAGUUAAUCAUCCUUAGUGGGGCCAUUGGUUCCGCAUCGCGUUUCAACAGUCUUAGUAACAAGAAAAACUUAACCUGAAUGUCAUCCCCUCUCUCAAAAUCUGCAUCUUUGAACAUCCUGAAACAUCAGUGAAUGCUGGAGAAUGGAAGAGCAGAAAUAAAGCAGCCAGAUCAAAAUCA
Messenger RNA from Podarcis muralis (Common wall lizard), 1223 nucleotides. It is a transcript of the gene DNAJC19, whose product is annotated as DnaJ heat shock protein family (Hsp40) member C19. The record is from RefSeq and is a predicted model, not a curated record. NCBI's taxonomy places the organism in Eukaryota, Metazoa, Chordata, Lepidosauria, Squamata, Lacertidae. Gene Ontology annotation, cellular component: PAM complex, Tim23 associated import motor. Gene Ontology annotation, biological process: protein import into mitochondrial matrix. Gene Ontology annotation, molecular function: ATPase activator activity.